This is a messenger RNA of Racocetra persica, 123 nucleotides long. The record is from the annotation of a GenBank genome assembly. NCBI's taxonomy places the organism in Eukaryota, Fungi, Glomeromycota, Glomeromycetes, Diversisporales, Gigasporaceae.
AAGUUGCAAAAAAAGAACCUGAAAGUAAUGAUGAGGAAACCAUAAUAGAUUAUUUUGCUUCUGAUAUUAAAAACAAAAAUAAAGAAAAAUUUGAAUAUAUUGAUAAUCUUGACAAUAGCUUUG